UACUACUACGUCUAUUGUUCGCGAGUGCUUCAGUAUUUAAUCAAUCAUUAAAUUGUUUAUGAAUAAAAAAAAAAUAAAACCAAUUUAAAAAAGUGUUCCCGAGUGUAAAUAAUAAUUUAUUAUAAAUAAAUAUCAAGUAAAUUUUAAAUAUUUAUUAAAACAAUAAAAUUUAGUUAAACAAAAAGUCAAAAUGGCGUACCGCCAAGUGCCUCCAGUGAUGGAGGACACGCCACAAAAACCAAAACGUAUUUUUUUUUCUUCUGAAGAUGAUAAAAAAGAAGCAACUGCCGAUGAUGACAAUCCUCAUCAUCAUGACGACUCAAUGUCAACGGACACACCAAAUACGUCCAUUGAUGCAGGAGUUGAUAAAUCUACAGGAUCAGUUCAUCAGAAUUUGUCACCGGUACGUGAAAAUAUUAAAACAUUUUCCGGAGAAAGUCCGUCAAUGGACAUGCUGAUAAGACGUAUGACUCGUCUUGGUUUGAAAACUCCCGUCAUUCAGCUCAAGUCAAGAAGAUCAUCGCUGAUGAACCGAAGCUUCAUGGAAAAUGUUGAAGACCAGCAAGAUGUCCAGGAGUCAAGCCAAGGAACUUUCAAAAAAACACUUUUUGAUUCAUCAAUAGCUGAAGAAAAAUCACCGUCUCAGUCACUGAAAAUUGAUGAUGAUUAUCUUAAUGCCGCACUGGAACGCACUCACGCGCAUCGCAAACGUUUGUCUGAGCGGCCAUUUAUUUCAGAAUCUUUUUUAUCGACUGAUUUAAUUUCCUGGGAUAACUCAGCGUCACCAGAAAAUAUAAAUGAUAAUAAACCGCGUGAUGAUAACGUUAUUGUCAGCGGCAGCACAUCUGAUGUCCAGGAGAAUUUACUAAAAGAUUCUGGUAUUGAUGCUGCAAUAAAAGUCGAUGACGCUGACGGUGAUGGCCGAGGUCUUGAAAAAGUUGAGAGUCCACUCAAACAGUCCGCGACGUCAACGCCACUUCAGUGUCUUCAAUUAGCGGGCACUCAAAAUAAUAAUUCGGAUUUAGAAGAGAGUCUUGUUUAUGUAUCACAGAUCUUGUUUUACUUGGCCCAGGUUAACAAAAAAUGUUCAAUGAUAAAUAAAAUUUAUUCUAAAUGUGAAGAUUUGUCAGCAGAGGUUGAUAACGAUGAGCUUGCGGAUAAUGAUGAUGGUAAAGUUAUAUUACAAAAUGCUAUUGAUGAAGCUGUUGGUGAUUUAUUGGAGCCACGUCAACAAGAAGUGGUUCGUAAAAGUUUUUUUAAAAGUUUUAAUGAGGAAUGCGUUAAAUUAAUUGAUGAUCCUGGAGAGUUUGAUAAAAAUAAAUCUUUCAAAGCUGAUAAAAAUGAGUAUCAAGAUUUUCAAGCAAUUAGAAAAAUAAAAUCUGAGCCUGAUUGCUCUAGUUUGGGCUCUGCUUUGGAAAAAAUAAAAGCUGCUACUAUUGUUGAAACUAGAGAUGAAGAAGAGUCAAGAGAUCCAGAUGCUGGUCAAGACAAAUUAGCUACUGCUGACCAUUUCAGUAAAAUUACAGGUCACAGCUUCAUCCCAGAGGAUCAAGCUUCUUUAUCUUCAAUAAUUAGUGAUCAAAGUCCAAAGUCUUUUAUAAAAACACCAGCUGAUACUAAGGAUCAUCAAUCAAUGUCAUCAAUGCAGUCCAGUUAUUCAAGUGAAUCGAUAGCUGGUGAAUUAAAUCCAGGAGCUUCAGAAACUUCAAGUCUUUCAAUGAAUUACGAUAGUCCACGAGCUCUCAAGAGAUCUAGUUCAAUUGAUACCAAAGACCAUCAAUCAUUAUCAUCAUUGCAUUCAAGUAAUUCCAGCGAAUCAAUGGCAGCAGAUUUUAUUCCUGAAAAUCAAGAACCUUCGAGUUUACUAGUCAACAUUGGAAGCCCAAAACGCGUAAGAAAGAUGAGUACAAGUGUUCCUAAAAAUUUACCAUCGUCUUCAUUCUCCCAAUCGCAACUUGAUGAUUCUAAUUCAAGUAAAUCAGUAUCUAAUUUACAGAGCGUAAGUACGUGUGCCAAUCAGGGAUCCAGUGUAGAGCAAGAUCUGUCAGAAGCUGCGUCUUUGCUGCUAGAUUCUGAUGGAAGCAAACAUUCAAAUCUUUCUACGAAUAAAUUUGAUGAACACUAUCCUAGAUUUUCUGAAGCUUCUACCUUUGAUUUUGACAGACGCUCGCCAACGAGAAGUCAUCAUUCCGCUUGUAGCUUUCGGAGAUUCUCUCCAAACAGGCGCUACAGCAAUGCUUUUAAAUUUGAUGCUGGUGCUGUGAGUAUCGAGCAAGACAGUGGACCAAAAGGCUUGAUGGUACUAGAAGAAGAAGAAAAUCCAAGUCCUCAGUUGAUGCCAGCACGCCCGUUUCCGUCUGGUGAUUUCGGUCAUUUUUACUUUAGUCCUGGGAAUCAGUUUCUUCUUGCUAGGGAUGCUGGGGAUGAUGAAGGAAAGGAUACUUCGAGUAUGAUCGUCGAAGCAAGUACGUCUGAACCAGCUAGUAUUAAUGAUCCAGCUGAAAAUGUCAGUCUACUAGACCAGUCUUUCAGUUCAAAAGAUUCUAUUGAUUUCGAUGCUUCUAAUUUUGGUCUCCAGUUCAGCAAAUCUGACAUACUUUGCGAUCCUCUGGAAAUGGAAAAAAAUUUAGCAAAAAUUGAUUUCAAAAAGUUAGGUCUUGAAAAUAUUUCAAUGACCGAGACUGAAGGUGAGUCAAAAAAUAUUAAUAAAAUAUGCAGUAUUGAAGUUACGGAAAUUGAAGAUCAAUCGUCAACUAAUUCACCUGAAUCGGAAAGUAUGGAAGCAACUGGAAUUGAAGAUGAGUCAAAAACUUCCCAUGAAUUGGAAAGUAUGGAAAUGACUGGAACUGAAGAUGAGUCAAAAAAUACUGAUGAGUUGGAAAGUAUGGAAGUAACUGGAGUUGAAGAAGAGUCAAAUAAUAGUAUUGAAUUAAAAAACAUCGAACUAAUUGACGUUAAAGGUGAAUUCAAUAAGACAAUAGAAUUAAAUGACUCUGUCGAAGUAUUGGUAAAAGAAUCAGCAGCUUUAGGAACAGAAAUUGCCGUUCAAAAUUUAGACACAUCGAAUCGUACAAUUGAUCUGGAUUCCACGGUGGAAAUAAAAGAUGAUUCAUUCGUGUCGCCGAUGGAAACUUCUUUUGGGCCUGACGGAGACGAACAAUUAAGCUCAGUCAUUGACUCUUCAGCCGUAGAUUCAGCCAACACCACAGCGUUUUACGACGCACUUGAAUCGCUUGAUAACUCGGAGCUAGAAGAAUCGAAGCCUUCGACAUCCAGCUCCACUGAUGUUAAAUCUCCCAAAACUCCGACCCCGCGGUCGAGAAGAAAAGCAGUGAGUCUGUUCAAGAAAUUAAUGCAAAAAACUCCUCAUUCAAGUUCAAAACCCAUCGCGUCAUCGACUGCCGUUGAAGAUACUGACAGUUCUAUUUCAAUAAAAUUUAAUCAGUCUGAAAAACAACCAGCGCCUGUUUACAAGAGAGCUGAAGGUGUGCCAUUUCCACCGUCUCACAAACUGACAGUGGCAGAGGUCUUCGAUGCACGAACAGGAAGACCUCGACCAGAUGUACUCAAGCAUCACUUCAUCCUUGAAGGAAGAAUUGACGAAGCGGCAGCACUGCGCAUCGUCAAUGAUGGCGCUUCUCUCCUACGAUCCGAGAAGACAAUGAUUGAUAUCGAGGCUCCAGUAACUGUAUGCGGUGACAUCCAUGGACAAUUUUACGACCUUAUGAAAUUAUUUGAGGUUGGAGGUCCACCCUCGACAACAAAAUACCUCUUUCUGGGUGACUACGUGGAUAGGGGUUACUUCAGUAUCGAGUGCGUAUUGUACCUGUGGGCAUUGAAAUUGUGCCAUCCAACCACUCUCUUCCUACUCAGAGGCAACCAUGAGUGCCGGCAUCUCACGGAAUACUUCACAUUUAAACAAGAAUGCAAAAUAAAAUACUCGGAGAAAGUAUACGAUGCGUGUAUGGACGCCUUUGACUGUUUACCACUAGCUGCCCUGAUGAACCAGCAAUUUUUGUGCGUUCACGGUGGCCUAUCACCCGAAAUCCAUCACUUAGAAGACAUCCGGAAGUUGGAUAGGUUCAAAGAGCCCCCAGCUUAUGGACCGAUGUGUGAUUUACUAUGGUCGGAUCCACUCGAAGACUUUGGUAACGAAAAAAAUGCCGAACACUUUUCUCACAAUAGCGUUCGGGGUUGUUCGUAUUUCUACAGCUAUGCAGCGUGUUGCGACUUUCUGCAAAACAACAGUCUCUUGAGUAUCAUAAGGGCGCACGAAGCACAGGACGCUGGCUAUCGUAUGUACCGUAAAUCCCAGACGACGGGCUUCCCAUCGCUCAUAACAAUAUUCAGUGCGCCCAACUACCUCGAUGUUUACAACAAUAAGGCGGCCGUGCUCAAGUACGAGAACAACGUAAUGAAUAUCAGACAAUUCAACUGCUCGCCACAUCCAUACUGGCUGCCAAACUUUAUGGAUGUGUUCACGUGGUCCCUGCCCUUCGUCGGUGAAAAAGUAACUGAGAUGCUGGUUAAUGUAUUGAAUAUUUGUUCGGAUGACGAGCUCAUGAGCGACGGAGACGACGCCCUCGAAGAAGGUGCAGCAGCGAAUUUACGCAAGGAAGUCAUCAGGAACAAAAUCAGAGCGAUUGGAAAAAUGGCACGAGUAUUUUCCGUCCUCAGAGAGGAGAGCGAGAGUGUAUUGCAGUUGAAAGGACUUACGCCCACGGGUGCUCUUCCUUUGGGAGCACUGUCAGGUGGCAAGACGUCUCUGAAAAACGCGCUCCAAGGAUUCUCACCGAACCACAAAAUUACGUCGUUCGCUGAGGCCAAGGGUCUCGAUGCCAUAAACGAGAGAAUGCCACCGCGAAAAGACGCACCACCUACGCCAGUAAAUGAAGAAAAACCCGUGAUAAAACCUGCGGCAGCAGCUACUGGAGAAAAGCGGGACCAGUGCACACCUCAGCCCCACUCGUGAGUCUCAUAAACGUCUUAUAUGAGGUGACAAUGAGUUUUUAAAAUCUCAUUGCUCUUUAAAAUCAUCAAUGUUACAUUGCUCGUCUACCCUAAAUUAGAAAUAGCCGUUGUAUUUGCAUCGAGCCAAACCAGAUAACCAAGAGGAUAAAUUUCAAAAAAUAAAAAAAAAUAUAAAAUAAAAAACAAAAAAAAAAAUAUUUAAAAAAAAAAAAAAGAAGAAAAAGAAAAAGAAGAAUAAAAGGAUACGUGACAUCUCAUCACCGACUCGUAUACUUAAAAUACAUGCGCAGACAUCCAUACAUACAUUUUUAAAUAUAUAUAUAUAUAUAUAUAUAUAUAUAUAUAUAUAUAUAUAUAUAUAUAUAUAUAUAUAUAUAUAAUGUCAAGGUGAAUAAUACAUGUUAGACGAAUAUAUGAGAAUGUAAAAUGAAGUUUUGAAAUGUACAUAUAAAAAUGCAUUAUUCUUUCACGCGUGCGUGAAGAAAUACAAGUUUAGUAAAACGUCAGAGAAAUGAACAACGCCCACCUUAUAAACACAACAUUCUUAUAAAUUAUUUCAAAACUAAGACAGGUGUUACAAUUAAAUAUUAUUUUCUACCAAAAAAAAAAAAAAAAAUUCAAUUUAAAAUUUUUGGCGCAAAAAAAUCUUUGCAUCUCAAAAUAAAAAAAAAAUUCUCAGGACUAGAAAAAAAUUCUCUCAAGAAAAUUUUUCGAGUCAAUAAAUCCUUUUUUUUUUAUGAGCAGGCAGCAAAAGUUCAAUAAUUAAAAAAAAAUUGUAAAUUUUUGAUUCUCUGGUCUCACAUUAAUUACAAUAAUAAAUUUGUCUUUGCGUAUCUGUAGCUAGUUAGUGUAUAAAUAAAAUAUGUAGAGUGUAUGUAUGUACAUUUUGGAGCCAUCAAAUAGACAUUCCCGUAUAUCGCGUUGCGUCUCAAGAGAAUACACAAUACAGGAUACAUAACAUAACACAACACAACACGACACAUACUCACACACAUGAACAGAGCAUACGCCCAGCAAUAUGCAGACGGAAGUUAAAUGCCAGUGACAGUAUGUAUGGUUUAUUAAUGAAAAUGAAGUUAAAAAAUAAUAAUUCAAUGAUUGCACACCGUAAUGGCAGCUGGUCUGCCGCGGGUGGAUGGACCUUUCGUUCCUACUUCAAGCUUACUGAGAAAUAAUUAUUAUUAUUAUUUAAUCUAUAUACAUAUAUAUAAUUAAAUAUACAUAUAUUAUACAAACACCUUUUCAUUAAACGUACACGCGAGAAAUACAAGCGACCACGAUUAUUUACUGAGUACAAGUGUCGGUCUGCAAAAUAAUGCCAACUUUAAAGUCUUAUCAUUAAACAUUUCGUUAAUUAAAUUUAUUUAUUUGUUUGUUUGUUCAUUACUGAUAACGCCGUUUGGAGCUCUGAGUUUUUGUUUAUUAAUUACAAUGGUUAAUUAUUAUUUAUAAUUAGAAAUAGUUUAAUUAAGCGCAUUAUUGCCAUUACAAACACAUAAUUUUUAUUUAUUUUUUUUUUCCUUUAAAAAUCGCGUUGAAAAAAAAUCUCGGGUAUUUUAUUUCUUGCCAUUAAUUAGCUACGGGCAUAAUUAAAAUUAUCUUCACCUUGACUAAUUAUUUAAACCUUUAAAUUAGUAAAAUAUAAAAAUAUAUAUACGAGCUCGGAAUUGUGAUAAGAUCAUUGGAGAUCAAGUAAAAUCUAGUCAACGCAAAUUUAAAAAAAAAAAAACAUAAUUCUUAAUAUUCUUUUUCUUCUUUUUAAAUAAUCUCAUAAAAGUGCAAUAUCGCUAUUUGAAUCUCAGGUUAAUUUUUUAAUGGACUGUAUUUAUUUAUCCAUGCUGAAUUUAUUUCAUUAAUUAUUGUUUAAGAUAAUAAGUAAUUAUUAAGGUCAUUCUUGGACCCCCCCCCCACUUUUUAAAAAUAUUCACUGAUUUUGAGCUGUCAAAUUCAUCAAAAUUUUAUCAAUUAAUUGGAAAAAAUAAAAUUUCACCAAGGUGUAGAAUUUUUAAAAAAUUGAUUGCAGUUGACAUCAAUUAGAUGUCAAAAGAAAAUUUUUUAAAUAAAUUUUAGCAUACGAAAUUUGAAAAUUCAAACUAUAAAUAACAUGGAAAUUUAUUUUUCAAAUUUUGUUUGACUUCUAAUUGAUGUCAACUGUAACUAAUUUUUUUUAAGCUUUAUAUUUGGGCAAAAUUUUCUUUUUUUCAAUUAAUGUUUUAAUUUUUUUAAAAUAUUGACAACAUUUUGAUACAUUUGACAGCUGAGUCAUCGAAAAUUUUCAAAAAUUGGAGGGAAUCGUCUGAAAAUGUCCUCAAUAAUUAACGGAUGUUACGUAUCGAGACUCCAGACGGCUGCAGUUAAAAAAAAAAUGAAUCUCGCGAUAAAUAUGAAUUAAUUUAAAAUAAAUGAUGUGAGGAUUUAUAGAAUAAUUAUAUAAAUAAUAAUAAUUACUAUAAUAAUAUUAAUAAUAAUAAUAAUGUUAAGCCAUGACACUUCGGUCCCUUUUUAAAUUUAAAAAUUAGCGCUCGUUAUUUUAAAAGCGCAUCGAAUGCACUCGCAUCCACGCGAGAAGAGUGAGAAAUCAGCAACAAAUAAAUAAAUAAUAAUAACAAUAGCCGUAUUUAUUUAAAAUAUAAAUUGCAUUGGGGAUCGUAAGGAAUAAAAUGGUAAAAAAAAUGAUAAAUAAAAACUAGCGUUAAAGAUUUUAAAUGUGUGUUGCUAUCGAAAUAAAACUGGACGAGUAUUCAGUAAAAUCCGAGUGUCGUUUUUAAAUAUUAAGUACACAGAAAGCGGAGUUUUUGCCGAUACCAAGUCAACAAAAAGUUUAACACAACCCUGAGGUUUUAAUUCCCUUCGUGCAUCGUCGCGCUAUUAAAUAUAAAUUUUAACAAAAUUUAUUAAAAAUAUCACUUACAUAUUAUAUUUAUUCUACACAUAAUCCCUCAUUUUUAAUCCACCGCCUCAGUUACAUAUGUUGUAUAUCGUUAACUAUAAUAUUAAUGUAAACAUUAAUUAAUUAAUCAACUCAUUAAUUAAUACAUGUGCGUACAAUGAGAGUCAUAUCGCGUCACUAAUUCCAAAAGGACUUUUUUUUUUUUUAUGGAAUUUUAGAAAACUCUGUAAAGUCAAAAGGGUGUAAAAUUUUUUUUUUAUUACCAAUCGUGUUGAAGAAUAAGUCUACAAUAUGAGUAGGAAUUUAAAAAAAAUAUAAGUCCUUUUGACUUUGGUCACUAGGUCUAAAACCAAAGGGCUACAAUUUUUUUUUCAUUACCAAGCAUUUUGUUGACUGAUUUUUAGGUAAGAGACCUAGUACCCAAUCACAUAUUUGUAUAUCUAUAUUUAGUAAAUAUAUAUACAAAUUCAUGCAUCGAUCGGAUACUAGGUCUAUUACCUAAUUUUUUCAAAAUUUUAAGCUUUAAAAUAAGUCCACAAUAUAAUUGAGAUUCAAAAAAAAAAUUUCGCGCCUUUUUUGGUUUUCAAAAUUUUCAGCUUCAGCACAAGUCUACAUUAAGAAUUAAAAAAAAUUCUAUGCUCUUUUGGUUUUAAAUUUAGCAACAAGUCAAAAGGGAGUAUAAAACAUGUCCUUUUGAAAUAAGUCAGGCGAUAUAUAUAAAUAUAUAAAGAAACGCAUGGCAAAGAUCCCUUUCCUGUUAAACAGCAAGGGUUUAAAAAAUAAUAAAAUAUCUCUUUCUCAAUUUGUCUCUUAAUCUUUCUUUAUCUUCACUUUAAUAAUUAUUAUUAUAUAAUAUUAAUAAUAAAAUAAUAAUAAUAAUAAUAUUAAUAUUAAUAAAAAUAAAAAUAAUUCUAUCUCUCUUUGCUACCAAGUUGUACUUAUUCUUAAUUUACUUGUACAAAUAAAUGAAAAAAAAAAAAUUAAUUAAAAAAUGUGUUAAAUAAAAUACAUUUUAUGAUAAAUAUUAUUAAUUAUUAAUUAUUACUAUUAAUUAAUUAACGUACAUGAAAUAAAAAAAAAAGUAAUCAUACAUAUAUGUAUGUGUAAUGUUGUAAAUACAUGUAUGUAUGUAUGUGUACGUAUAUCAUAAUAAUAAACUUACUAUUCAUUAAUAUCACUAUCGAAAAUUUAAAUUACUAUUACUGUUCAAUUAUAAUUAUAAUUAUUAUAAUAAUAAUAAUGAUAUUAAUUAAAUAAAAAAAAAAAAAAAAAAUAA
This is a messenger RNA of Microplitis demolitor, 9137 nucleotides long. RefSeq names its product serine/threonine-protein phosphatase 2B catalytic subunit 3. Gene Ontology annotation, cellular component: cytoplasm; calcineurin complex. The coding region runs from base 191 to 4972 and encodes 1593 amino acids. The record is from RefSeq and is a predicted model, not a curated record. Gene Ontology annotation, molecular function: calmodulin-dependent protein phosphatase activity; calmodulin binding. The transcript is spliced from 13 exons. NCBI's taxonomy places the organism in Eukaryota, Metazoa, Arthropoda, Insecta, Hymenoptera, Braconidae. Gene Ontology annotation, biological process: calcineurin-mediated signaling.